Pocillopora meandrina is the source of this 9685-nucleotide messenger RNA. Lineage: Eukaryota; Metazoa; Cnidaria; Anthozoa; Scleractinia; Pocilloporidae. The record is from the annotation of a GenBank genome assembly.
AGAAAAUUAGCUGGUAAAACAUUAUUUAUCACCGGCGCGAGCCGUGGCAUUGGAAAAGCCAUUGCGCUGAAGGCAGCUCAAGAUGGAGCAAACAUUGUUAUCGCCGCUAAAACCACCGAACCUCAUCCGAAACUACCUGGAACGAUAUACACUGCAGCAAAAGAAGGUGAUCCUUUUGUUUUCGUUGUUGCUGCAAGACUGUAAUUUUUAUCUGAGACAAUCGUGACAGAAUUAAUGAAAUGCGUGACUUCAAGUGGUGUGAUACAAACAGAUGUCACGAUCAUAAUUUUGCAGAUGUCUGGCUCCUUGAUUUUGUAUGUACUCAAUAAAAUACGCAUUACUUCCUCGAACUGUAGCCGUGGUGACAUUAAUUCAGCGCUGAUUUCUAAGAUCAUCUUUGAUAAACCCUUAAAAAAGUUUUCAUGAUAUUGGUAUGUUAUCCAAACAUUAUUUCUUGCUGCAGUUGAAGAGGCAGGAGGAAAAUGUCUUCCCUGUGCAGUAGAUAUUCGUGAUGAAAACGCCGUCAAUAGUGCAGUACAAGAGGCUGUAAAGACAUUUGGUGGUAUUGACAUACUUGUUAACAAUGCUAGUGCAAUAAGCUUGACAGGGACUUUGGAAACACCAAUGAAAAAGUGAGGCCUUGUUCAAUUUACAAGUAUUUCCAUCGCAAAUUGUCUUAAAUUUUGGUUUAAGAGAAAUAGCUUUUGGAGAUUUAAGUUCAUGUUAAUGAUACUCUGAAUGUAGUCUAUUUUUAUUGAAUGAACACUUGUUAACUACCAUUUUGAAAGUUUUUCCUUAGUUUUUUUCCACUUGUGACCAAUCCUAUGUAACUUACUCUCUAUAGAUAUGAUCUGAUGAAUAAUGUCAAUGUAAGAGGGACAUUCUUGUGGUAAGUGUUGACAAGUUAAACACUUAAUUUAAAUCAGUUUUCUUGUCACUGACUUUUGAUGUACAUCAAGGCCAAAAUGUUUUGCGGAAAAAACUCUAAAAAUGUUAUUGCAUUUAUUUUGUUAGUUCCAAAGCCUGCAUUCCAUAUUUAAAGAAUGCAGAGAAUCCUCACAUUUUAAAUGUGACACCACCUUUAAAUAUCAGACAUGCCUGGUUCAAAGAACAUGUUGGUAAGAAUUUGCAAUUGUGUGUUUUCUAAUUUAUUUUGCUGACAUAUUUAAGCUUGAAGGUCUUUAUUGCUUCUCCAAAAAUAUUGGGUUUGACUAAAAAAGUAGACAGCCUUUUUGUUGGUUUUUUUGUACCAUUCAACUGAACUGUAUCAUCUUCAGCCAUAUGGUGCAAACUGUGUCAGCUCUAACAUAAUUAACCACCUUCAUUUAAGAAGGAAUUUAAACCAGAGGUUUCAAUCCAUUGCCCGGUUUGAAAUCUUUGAAAUCUUGGUGAUAACUCUCUCCUGUGGAUAACCCAUCCUAAAAUCAGACCCAAAAAACUUCCACCACACCUAACACAAGUGUCUGGAGAACAGCAUUUUGUGUUGCAGGUGGGAACGGCAACAAUUGUUGUUUGAUGUUAUCUUUGGUAAUCUGAUGGCUGGUCUUAUGAGAUGGAAGGCUUGUUAUCCAAACAAUAAAUAUUUCUUUUAUGAUUUGUUUCUUUAUCUACCAUAACUUAUUCACAAUUAUUUUAAGGCUACUACUUGUAUUGUAAAAUUCUUGCUGAAUUUAUCUUUGUUGUAGUUAUGAUACUCCAUGAAUGAUUUUUAUAGCAUAUUCAUUGUCUAAGUAUGGAAUGUCAUUAUGUGUCCUUGGGAUGUCUCAAGAAUUCAAGGAUGAUGGGAUUGCAGUAAAUGCACUGUGGCCUAAAAAAGGUUUGAUUAUCUGAUUUUACUGUUCAGUUCCUUGUCUGAAAUGUUAAAGUGCACACAUUAAAAUUUACCCUCAAAAGAAAAUAUUUAGCUUACAGCUGUAAGUCAGUACACCUGAGUAUUACUACCAAACAAAUUAAAGGUUACUCCAUUAAACAGGUAUUGCCACUGUUGCUGUCAUGGUUACUGCAGGGAAACAAGGCUUAGCCUACUGUCGAAUAGACAAGUUUUUUGCUGAUGCUGCAUAUAUCAUGUUGACAAGAGACAGUAAAACAAGGACAGGGGAGUUUCUUUAUGAUGAAGAUGUUCUAAAGGAGGCAGGAAUCACUGACUUUGAACAGUAUUCUUAUAUUCCAGGUAACCUCAUGAAUUUCUGUUAAAAUCUUAACCUCCCUCUUGUGUGCAGUUAAUAUCUUGAGAAGCCAUAUCCUCAUGGUGAGCUCUCUGAAUGACAGAUAAACCGGUCUCUGUCAUAGUCUCAGGGUCAUUGCGUUGUGUUUUUGGGUCAGAAUGUUAACUCUUCGCAAGCGUCUCUCCACCCAGGACCAUAGAAAGGGAUCAGCAUACAGUCAGUCAGAAACCUGACAAAGAGAAGGGGUGUUGAGUGUGCUACAAUGGACUUUCAUCCUGUUCAGAUGAAGUCAUUGGUUGAUUCUAUGAAAAGUAUUGGUCAAUAACAUUCCUUACUCUCUUUACAGCUGGUGCACCAGUGCCAGAUAGUUUUAUUGAUGGUUAUUCCCCCACGCUGCAAAGAAACUCCUCCAAGGAUACCAGGGAAACUUCCUCUCACAGGAGUCAAGUGAGAGGGGUAGUAGACAUUUUUGAUGCUGUUAAAAAUUUUUUGGAUGAAAAUCUUGUUCAGAAAGUGAAUGCAGUCUUUGAGUUUCAUUUAACAGGAAAGGAAGCUGGAGUGUGGUAUCUUGAUCUUAAGAGUGGUACAGGUAAACACUUGAAUUUACUCCAUUGUGUUUAAUGAAAGAGGGGACUGGGCAAGUGACAAAAAAAUUGCUUCCGAAAAAAAAAACAGUUUUGAAAAUAAGAGUUAACAAGUUAUGUUGAAAGAAUGAAGUGAUAAACCAACAAAAGGAAGUAAAGAAAUGAAUGAGUGAGACAUUUACAAACAAACAAGAAAAUUCUCAAACAGAUGUAAAAAAAAAAAACUAGGGAGUAAUGAAGGAUACUUUUAAUUAGUUAAAUGAUCAAACAAGAGUAACUCAUGGGUUUAUUCUCUGACCACCAAAUGAUCCAAAAUGACAAAACCUUAGUACAGGCAAUUACCUGUCACCUACAAGGCAGACAAGCUCUGACAACUGAGAGUUGAUGGUUCAACAAGAUCUGGACAAAAGCUGACUCCUUUUUUAAUCUAUUUCCUUGAGUUUUAUAGGAAGCAGAAACAAAAGCAAAAAUUUGCUCUUCCAGUCUAAUUCUUAUUCACUUAUUCUUUGUUUUCCAUUAACAGGUGAGGUUGGAAGAGGUUCUUUUUCAGGAGAUGAGGUGAACAGUACAGUAAUGUUAGACUCAGAGGAUUUUGUGAAGUUGUUCACUGGCGAACUUAAUCCAGCACAAGCGUAUUUGGGAGGAAAACUCCAGCUUACAGGAAGCAUGCAUAAAUUUAUGAAACUCGAGAAUCAGCUCCUACAAAAGAUGAAAUCCAAAUUAUGAACAUUACUCUUUUUGAGAAGAAUUUAGUCUUGUUCAAAGUAAAAAUAAUAACAAUAAUAGUAAUUAUAUUGAUUGUUAUCAUCACCUCUAUUAUUAUUAUUAUUAUUAUUAAGUAUUGGCAUGUUAGUAUUGGUAUCAUCAUUACUGUUAAAUUGUGUUUAUAGAAUUAAGGACUUUUUUCUAAAGAUGAAGAGGAACAUAUUUAAAUAUUUUCUUGAGGAGUAACUCAUAGUUAAUAAGCUGCAUUAAGGAGAGAGGAAAGUAAUGAAUGAAAGCAAUCUUUGCAGUGAUGAACACUACUGAAUGAACUACGAUCUGCACAGGCCUUGAAUUUUUUUCAUGCCCUAUUUUCACCACCACUUAAGUAGUGUUUACUGCUGCAAAGAUUGCUUUCAUUCAUUUCUUCAUUAAACCACAGUUCACAUGUAUUAGUUUCCUAUAUAUUCACAGAGGAAAGUAAGUAAGGAAGGAAUUGUCACAUUACCAAUCACCAAAGUUUCUGGCAGAAAUCUUUAUCUAAAAGUUUCAUAUAAGGGUACAGGGUGUUUUCAUCUAAGGUUACCCCAAACUGUAUAUUUGAAAUCCUGAACAAAGUAAAUAAAUUUUAAUCAAGUACAUCUAAAGAUACUGGGUAAUUUUGUCCACAGUAAAGUGAGAUAUGUAGGUAAAAAUGUCAUGGUUAUGACAAAGUUACAUCGCUGUUGUUUGUGUUACUCAUUCAUUCUUCCAUCAUUUGGAUCAAAGUGUACAUAUUCAGAGUUCUUUUUACCAGAUGUCAUUAUUUGAAGAAGAGCCUAGGGUUGCUGUUGUCAGUAUUUGUAAUAUUGUCCUGUGGUAUUACCUUCAAUACUUGAUCAAAUAAACAGACAUAAAUUGUGUUGAUAUUCAGUAUUUUGAUAUUUUCUUGGAAAGCUAGGAGUGACCUAGAAUUAAUUCAGUUGUUGUUAUUUAUGUUUGAAAUUCACUUCUCAAACUCAUUAAUAAUUCAUGCUGAUCAACCUUGAAAAUAUGUGAAUUAUCAUAAAAUCUGGUGAACUUUUGCUUUGAUUUUCUCCAAGAAUUAUUAAUGGUUUGAAAAUAUCAAAUCCUUCCCCUUUCUCGGUGUUUGGAUAUCGAUAUCCCUCGUGUUUGAUUAAAAAUAUCCUUCCCCUUUCCUAUGGAUAUCCGGGUUUUUAAAUGCAUUUCAACAGAAAACAGAUAACAUUGUUUCUAGUAUUGAAAUUUCUGACUUGUUCCUGAUAAUUCAAUGUCCGAUUGUUUGAUUACGUCACCGACACAGAUCUUGAGUUAUUUUUGGAAAAAGUUUGUUUUUAACUCGUGACUUUUUGAUUGACAGAUUAAUCAUCGCCAGGGAGUCUGAGUUUGUGACUGGAAAGAUGAUGAAACAACCACAGUUCAGAGUUGCUCAUGUGUUUAUAGAGCCAACAAUUAAUAGUUCUGUCCUCUCUAUUUUUGAGUUUGUCAAUCCAUACUUAAGAUAACUCACUUCACCUAGUAACACCCUGAAUAUCAUCCUUCACUAUUACAAUGGAUAUCAAUGGUGAUCGAUCGCUCUGUUCUAACGUGAGAAUCAACCCCUAUCUUUACAUUCACUUAUGCGCUGACCAACAGUAUUGUGGACUCCUCUCGUGGUGUUGUAUUUAGCAGAAAAAUGCUGAACACGGGGUAGAGUUUUGUCUAUUUUCAGUCUUUCUUCCAACUCUUUAGGAAAAUCAGCUAAAGUUUCUGUUUUAUAACCAAAGUAUCUUUAAAAUCGAUUUCCCUUUAGGAAACUAGCCGGUAAAACUAUAUUUAUUACCGGUGCCAGCCGUGGAAUUGGAAAAGCCAUUGCGCUGAAAGCGGCCAAAGAUGGAGCAAACAUUGUUAUCGCCGCUAAAACUACCGAACCUCAUCCAAAACUGCCUGGAACGAUAUACACUGCAGCAAAAGAAGGUAAAGUCAAAUAUAUUUGCCUUGUUCAUUUACACAUGGGGGUUCGCGUGCCUCGAGGGCAUUGUUUGAAACGCACGAGAAGUGAGGAUGCAGGCAUAUUUGCCACACUACAUGCAGCCCCUGGUAGUAAUUUGUGAACGGCUUGGCUCAGGUUUUACCUUUUUUGAUUGUAUUUUCUCUUCUUUAAGCUUCGAAAGGUAAAAUUAUCUUUAAGUUUGGAUCUUCAAAUCAAGCAACAACUGAAUUGUUAACAACACCCUAAGCCCCCCCCCCAUCCCCUCUCCUCCCCCACUGGGCAACGACCCAAGCCAACUGGUGUAACAGUUAUUGUGUUGAUGUAUUUAAUUACAGUCGAAGAGGCAGGAGGAAAGUGCCUUCCCUGUGCAGUGGAUAUUCGUGAUGAAAAUGCGGUCAAUAGUGCAGUACAAGAGGCUGUAAAGACAUUUGGUGGGAUUGACAUACUUGUCAACAAUGCUAGUGCAAUAAGCUUGACAGGGACUUUGGAAACACCAAUGAAAAAGUGAGAGCAUCUUUUAUUUUUAAAAAAGGAUUGGAGCAUGAAAGAUAUUACUGCUUUAUAAAAUAAAUGGAUUUUAUAGUCAGCUCAUGGCCAUCUUAUGCCCUUUGCCACUGUAGACUAUGGUUUUAAGGUGUUGAACUUUUUUGCUCUUACUUGGUGUAGAAGACACAGUUUAAAUCACACUAUUGUUUUCAUUGUUUUCUUGUUCCCAGUUGUGAUGGAAUUCUAUUGUCUUAUACACCAAGUAAGAGCCAAGUUUUUGUGUUUAAACUUUUUAGAGUCUGUCAUGAGUGGUUCCAAUUUCCAAACCCAAGGAAUGAAUAAUACUACCUCUACUCUCAGUAAAAUUUUUUGGUAACAAAGAAGUAUUAUUAUGAAAAUCAAUCUUUAAAUCAUUUGGAGGGAAAAUAUUUAUUUUUAUGAAAUGUUUAUCACACCUAUCUACAGGUAUGACCUUAUGAACAGCAUUAAUGCACGGGGGACAUAUCUGUGGUGAGUCUCUCCAGUUAGCAUAUAUCAACUUUCAUGGUUAUUGAACAUACUUCCAUCUAUUGUUGUAUAUUUUACAAUUUAUUGGUUAAAUUUUUUAAAGUUGACUCAAAUUUAAAAUUUCUUUGUUCAGAAAUUAGAAUAGAAGAAAAAUUCAUUUCAAUUUAUAAUAUUUUUGAUUCAACCUCUGAGCAUUUCCAAAUUCUUUUAAGUCAUGAAAGGUUCUGAAGUAAAACUUCAUUCAAUAUUCAAUGUCAUAUAUCAUGAAUAAAUGUGGUAAUAACAUUCCUUUAUUUCUUUUCUUUUUGAAAUUUACCAGUGUGUCUUUACCUUUGAGCUUAUCUGCUUUUUUGUAUAUACAUAGAGAUAUUGAUACAUAUAUCUACAAGUUUUGAAUUUGGACAGUUAUUUCCGAUAUCAUGGGUUAUUUUAUUUUCUUAGAGCUUAGACACCUUGUAAAUAUGUUCCAAUACUUGUUAUUAUUAUCUGAUUAUACCUUUAAUUUUUUAUUAUUUGGAAUGUGUUGACAGCUCUCAAGCCUGUCUACCAUAUUUAAAGAUUGGAAAGAAUUCACACAUCUUAAACAUCAGUCCCCCUCUGAACAUGAAUCCUCAUUGGUUCAAAGGUCACGUAGGUUAGUUCAUAAUUUAUCUCCCACUGUCAAUGUUGCUUACACUUUUACACAGCACACCAACUUUGUAAUAAAUUGAAUUAGAGAGACUUUCUAAUUAUAAUUUGGAACACCAUCCAGAUGAUGAUCACUGUGGUCAGAUCUGACUUGUUUCUUAUACCUUCAUUCAAAAAGGAAUUUGAACCAGAGUUAACAAACUGUGGUUUGAAAUCUUGGUGGUUACCCCUCUUCUGUGGGUACUCAUUGUAAACUCAGACCUAGAAAAACUUCCAUCUUACACUCACGACAAGUGUCAUGAGAACAGACACUUUGUAAUACAGGUGGAGACAAAUGUCUUGACUGAUGCAGUCUUUAGUAAUCUGAUGGUUGGUGUUGGUUGAACAAAAUAAAACAGCAAGUAACAAGUGAUAACAUACUGCUAAAAAGGACAAGCAAUUUACCAGGUGCUUUAUCUUUCAACAAGAUAUGUGUCAAUUGUAACUAACCUUUUAACAUAUACCUUUUGAGCUGAACUCUACCAUAAGGAAUUAAUUUUUCAUUGGACAUAAAUAAUUUUGUGAAUAUGAAACUGAUCUUUGCAGUAAUAAACAUUACUUGAGCAGUAGUGAAAAUAAGGCCUGAAAAAAAUCAGGAAAAAAAUUUAGACCUGUAAUAAUUUUAUUUGUUUAGAUUAAAUUGAUAUAUUUAGUGCUUGUGGAAUUUGGCGAUUUUUCAUAUUGAUUCCUUAGUUGCUAUCUGUUUUGUUCUAAGCUUAUACAAUGGCUAAAUAUGGCAUGUCCAUGUGUGUCCUGGGCAUGGCACAAGAAUUCAAGGAUGAUGGGAUUUCAGUUAAUGCACUGUGGCCUAAAACAGGUAAACACAAAACUACAAACCUAACUUGAUCAAUUUUUCGUUAAAAAAUAUUUCUCAAGAGUGGCUUUCAGAGCCAUCAUGACAUACAGUAACUAUAGUGUAACAAAACAACACUCAUUUCAUUGCUUUCUGAAAGUUGUAUUUUUAUUUCAGAAUUUAUUUUUUAUUAUACUGUAUGUUCUUCUGCUUAAAGAAGUAUUCCCUUGAUUCAUUAGCUAUAGCUACAGCUGCUAUGGAGAUGCUGGGUGGUAAAGAAGCUCUUGCUUCCUGUCGCACUGAUCAGAUCAUGGCUGAUGCUGCCUAUGUUGUCCUAACAAGGGAUAGUCGAGCCAGGACUGGAGAGUUUCUUGUUGAUGAAGAUGUACUCAUAGAAGUGGGAGUCACAGAUUUUGAACCUUAUGCCUGUGUGCCAGGUAUGAGUAGUUGAGAGGACAGGGUUACUGGAUUUAGGUUGGGUAUUGGGAAAGAUAAACUUAAAGAAAGGAGGGAUGUUUACUUUGAAGAAUUUUCCUGAACCAUGUUUACUGACUAAUUGGUUUGAUGCUUUGUGUUCUUAAUACAAUAGUGGAAAGUAACCCAUUUAUUUGAUUUGAAGGGAAGACAAAGAUAGACUAAGGCAGCCAUAAGCUAAAAGAUAGGGAAAAAAUCGGCCGUAAAGUCGUUUUGAAAUCGUCAUGCGAGUUGAGGUUCAUAGGUAGACGAUUUCUUUUUAUAUCGUGUCACGCAAUACACCCUAGUCUUGCUUGUGUGACUAUUACCCUCCUUUCAUCACAUUUACAGGAGGCAAACUGUUACCAGACUUCUUCUUGGACGUUGAUGGUUCGGAUGCUAAAAAAAUUAUGGAGGCUCAGAAGACCGCAGAUACUGUUCCACAAGGAAAUAGUGCGGAAGGAGUGGAUGGAAUUUUCGAUAUCAUAAAGAGCUUAUGUAACAAUCAACUUGUUAAUGAAGUGAGGGGAGUGUUCGAGUUUCAUUUAACAGGAAAAGAAGAAGGAGUGUGGUAUAUUGAUCUCCAAAAUGAUGCAGGUAAACAACCCUUAAGAAAAGAUGGUUCGACCAAAGUUCGGACAAUAAUAUGUGAUAUUUUAUGAGGAAGGCACUUUUCGUGCGAAUGCAAAUAUCGAGGGGCUCGCCGGGAACGUCACGCCAUAUUGGUCUUCUCCCCAUAUUUGUUUAAUCAUGCUGCUCUUCAGAAAACGCUAUUUUUCUCGGAGAAAACAUUUAACGCCCCUAGUUUGCGAAAGUAAAGCAAAUUUCUUCCGUAUUCAUGUCAGAAUUCUACGUUCUUUUCGACGCGCUUGAUUUUGUUUUAAUUCGAAAAAAACAUGAAAUCCUCUCUUAACUCUUGUUCUUACCUUUUUUGCCCUUUUUUUUAAGGGUCCCAUUAUUUUCCUCGGUAAUCUUAAUGUAUUUAUGGAAAGAUCAAUACUGUUCUUUACUGUUCCUUUAUUUGUUAUCUUGCUUAUUCCACGGCAAGGUCCAGACAUCGUUAACCUCGUCUCCAGGAUCUCUCACCGGAGCAAGCGAGGGAUUGAAAGAGAGACCCUGGUUACGAGGUAAAUGCUACUUUUAUCAUUUAUCCACAGGAUCUGCUGGUAAAGGAUCUUGUCCAGGAGGUAAAGCAAACUGUACAAUGACCCUAGGCUCGGACGAUUUUGUUAAGAUGUUUAAGGGUCAGAUGAAUCCAACUCAGGCGUUCAUGGGAGGAAAACUGAAAAUUAAGGGAGACAUGAUGAUGGCAAUGAAAUUUGAAAAGAUGAUGGGAGCGAUGAAAUCCAAGCUCUAA